Messenger RNA from Sorex araneus (European shrew), 1062 nucleotides. Its product is annotated as surfeit locus protein 1. The transcript has 8 exons. Gene Ontology annotation, cellular component: mitochondrion; membrane. The record is from RefSeq and is a predicted model, not a curated record. Bases 1 to 993 code for a protein of 330 amino acids. Gene Ontology annotation, biological process: mitochondrial respiratory chain complex IV assembly. NCBI's taxonomy places the organism in Eukaryota, Metazoa, Chordata, Mammalia, Eulipotyphla, Soricidae.
AUGACGCGGACGCCGAGCUCGAGCCGGGAGCACGUGGGCCGGGGGCGGGGCCCGGCGCCCCGGAAGCAGAUGCCUCCGCGCCCGGAAGUGCCCGCGAGCGCGAUGGCGGCGGCCGCUGCUCGGAGCCUGGGGCGGUGGGGGCCGCGCCGGCCGCAGCUGCUCGCGGCCAGUCGGUGUCCGCGGGCCCCGCGCGCAGGCUGGGCGCGGCCGCCGAGCCGGAGCAGCAGCUCGGCCGCAGAGACGCCCGCCGCCAAGGCCGAGGCCGACCCGGCGCUGCGCUGGCUCCUGCUCGUCAUCCCCGUGACCGCCUUCGGCCUGGGCACCUGGCAGGUCCGGCGCCGGGAGUGGAAACUGAAGCUCAUCGCGGAGCUGGAGUCCCGGAUCAGGGCCGAGCCCGUCCCUCUGCCCGCCGACCCACUGGAACUGCAGAGUCUGGAGUACAGGCCCGUGAGGGUCCGGGGCCGCUUUGACCACUCCAAGGAGCUGUACAUGAUGCCCCGCACCCUGGUAGACCCGGCGCGGGAGGCCCGGGAGGCCGGCAGGCUCUCCUCCUCUGCAGAGACUGGGGCUUAUGUCGUCACCCCCUUCCACUGCACAGAGCUGGGAAUCACCAUCCUGGUCAACAGAGGCUUCGUCCCCAGGAGGAAAGUGAACCCAGAGACUCGCCUGAAAGGCCAGAUCGAAGGGGAGCUGGACCUGGUUGGGGCAGUGCGGCUGACUGAAGUGAGGAAGCCUUUUGUUCCGGAGAACCUCCCAGAAAGAAACCAGUGGCACUACCGGGACGUUCCAGCCAUGGCGCAGCGCGUGGGCACAGAGCCCAUCUUCAUUGAUGCUGACUUCCGGAGCACAGUGCCCGGAGGCCCCAUUGGGGGGCAGACUAGAGUGACGCUGAGGAAUGAGCAUCUGCAGUACAUCCUCACAUGGUAUGGCCUUUGUGCGGCCACAUCAUACCUGUGGUACCAGAAGUUCCUACGCCGGGUCCCUGGUGUGUGAUGCAGACUACUGCUGUGGCCUGCCCUGUCCGGAGCAGAUCUCAGCGUUUGUGGCAGGGACCCACCCCGA